CAAGAUUAGACAUGCUAACGUCACCUUAGCAUGCUUGUUGUUGUUGUCUAUGAUUGGCACAUUCGCCUGAAAAAUAACGUGUAGGGAGUUCUUCGUUUCGAGGGGAUGUUAUAUCCUGAGUUGUAUUGGCAACACGAAGUGAGAUUUGGGGAAUCAUAUUAAGUUAUUUUAGUUUGAAUAAAUUAACUUGAAGAAUAAUUGCGGAGAUUUUAUCUGGUCAUUUAUUGCAAGACUACUAAAGUGCACAAUCAUUGCUAUGAAGUCAUCGCCUUUCCACUAGCUAAGCUAAGCUUCCCUAUAUCGUCGCACCAUCAUCUCACUUCAGUUAACUUUAUCUGCAGGGUCACUGUUUAUUUGCAUGCAGGACGUAGAGUCCUUAAUGAGACGUGGAAAUAGUAUACAUUAUUCACAGAGAGAGUUUAAUUUAAAGCCUGUCUGUCUCUUAAACUUAAAUGUUGCCUAACUAGUGUUUUCUUCGAGGUUAAAGCUCCUGCUAUUUCUUUGCUCCACGCUGGGAUGAUGGAAAAUAUGCGCAUGCUUGUCAGUGGAAAAUCAGCUGAUUACUGGCGUUGACUAUAUUGCUUGAACAAGAUGGCUGUGUCGGUGCGGGGCCUGUACUUUGUGGUGACCCUGUUCCUGGGCAGUUUCUUUGGAAGUAUCUUCAUGUUGGGUCCGGUUCUGCCCCUCAUGCUGCUGUCUCCUGCCUGGUACCGCUGGAUCACGGACCGCAUCGUUGCUACCUGGCUCACCCUGCCUGUGUCCUUGCUGGAGCUGGUGUUUGGGGUGAAGGUGGUGAUAACGGGUGAUGGCUUCAUUCCCGGGGAGCGAAGCGUGAUCAUCAUGAACCACCGCACGCGUCUGGACUGGAUGUUCCUCUGGUGCUGUCUGCUCAGGUACAGCUACCUGCGCCUGGAGAAGAUCUGCCUCAAGGCCGCGCUCAAGGCUGUGCCUGGCUUUGGCUGGGCGAUGCAGGUGGCCUGCUUCGUCUUCAUUCAGCGUCGCUGGGAGCAGGACAAGAAGCACAUGGAGAACAUGCUGGACUACUUCUGCAACAUCAGAGAGCCCCUGCAGCUGCUCCUGUUCCCAGAGGGCACGGACCUCACAGAAAACACAAGAUCUAAGAGUGAUGCGUUCGCAGUUCAGCACAACCUGCCAGUGUUUGAGUAUGUACUGCAUCCCCGAACCACUGGAUUCACCUUCAUCGUGGACAGACUACGAAAAGGAGACAAUCUGGAUGCUGUCCAUGAUAUCACAGUGGCAUACCCCAAGAACAUCCCUCAGACAGAACGCCACCUCAUCCUGGGACUUUUCCCCCGUGAGAUCCACUUCCACGUCCGCCGCUACCCCGUGGCCUCGCUGCCCGCUUCUUCAUCCGACCUUGAGUCUUGGUGUCGGGAGCGCUGGUCCGAGAAGGAGAGCCGUCUCCGGGACUUCUACUCAGGCCAUCCUCGGGGUUUUGACAGGGAGGGGGUCGCCCGUGUGCCACCUUGUAAGACAGAGCUUCGUGUGGCUCUGAUCAAAACCGCCUCGCUGCUGUACUGGACCAGCUUCAUCGCUUUCUGCUUCACUGGCCUGUGGCUGUGGGCUCCGUUCAGGCUCUACUUUCUGGUCAUGGUGGGGGUGUACGUGGCCCAGCAGAAGCUUUUUGGGGGAAUGGAGCUGCUUGAGCUGUCCUGCCAUCGAUACUGGAGCUCCAUGGCUGCUGACGAUGGUGAGAAGAGUAAGGUGCUGGAUGGGAAGAUGCAGUGAUGGAGGACGGGGUGGACAGGACAGUGACAUUAUAAAUCCAAGCAAAGACACUGGGGAUCCAGUCAUCUUGAGGGCUUGAGGAUCCCUUAGAGGGACGCGAUGCUCCACGCCUUAGAAAGGGAGUAAUGAGUUUGCCUCCUGAUGGUAUGCAUGGCUUCAGCAGAAAAGCUUACCUUUCAGUUAAAGAGGAAAUAAGAGGAAUGUUAUUUACCUACAGCAGUGCUGGAUUCAACAAAUUCAAACCAUAAGAUGUGUCUCUUUCUGUGUUCGUCUCCCCCUGUGCAUUGCUGUUAUGAGCCAGCUGUUUUUGCAUUUUAUCAGUUUGUGUUGCCGUUUAUCAUGGUUGUUUAGAACCUCAGUGUCAGUGUGUUACGAAAUGAUGCUGUUAGUCUGUGUUCUACUGAUGCCAUGUCUUAUAAUUUGGUUUUGUAGUUAAUGUUUUCCUUUGUUUUAUAUCAGUGUCAUAUGAAAUGGAGCAGAGCCAUAGUACAGAGCAUCUGUACAGAGACGACUCUAAACAAUAUUCAAAGCAGCACUGUCGUUGGACUAGACUGAUGAGACUGGUUAUAAGAACUGGCCUCUAAUCUAGCAAGGAAAGCAAAGGACUGAUAUAAUUCCAAGAGAAGGAAUAUACAGGUAUAUACAGUGUGUAUCAUUGUUUACCUUUAUGGGUAUUUUUACCCUUUUAUACCAGUUUGGGAAUGGAUGUUUCCCAGUCAGUCUGUCAGACAUAACGUGUCAUGUUUUAUUGUUUUUUUUACUGUACAGGUCAUAAAACAUUGUUUUUGUUCUGAUUUUUAAGUAGCUUUUGCACAUAAAAGCCAAAGUUAUAAGAGUAAAGAGUUUUACCAAACAGAAUGUAGUUCAACCAGCAGGGACAUCUGCAGAACACACUGGCAUAACACUCAGAGUGGAGAUGUUCCAAUACCACUAUAAAAGAUUAAUCCGAUACUGAUGAGAAUGCAGGUGUUGGUAUUGGCGAGUACACAUGUUCAUGCACCAAUCCGACAAUACAAUUUUGUUAAGUUUGCUUCAUUUAGCCAUGCUAUAUAUUAGCAUUAGAAACUGGAAGUCAAGUCUUCUUUACUGUUCGAAAAAUGCUGCCCACUCUGCCGUUUUUUAGAGCAGCAAAGGAGGCAGCAUGACAUUCAUUAUUCUUAGUAUGUGUUUAUUAACCCCCUGAGCCCUAUGCUAUUUUUUAAACCGUUGUGUCUCGCCUGGACUUUUUGUCUAAAAAACGCUAGUAAAACAUCAACCCUGUGGUGCACAGUCAAGGUCUAAACAUCCUUUUAUCAGGACAUUUAAAAUCAUUCUGUGACAUAAAGUCUUCAAAAGAUUUGCAUUUUUACUAAGAAGUCCUUGCACUUUUAGGAAUUUGAGUCAUUGUUCACAGCAGUUCCUAUCUGCAGUGACUGUGGUGACACAUCACGGCCCCUCUCACCUUCAGUCUGUGCACACGUGCUGUUAGGCAAAGCAUGACGUGGCAACAGAACCGCCUACCAUUGGUUGUCACAGCCCAGUCACAGUGCAUUCUGGGAUACACACAGACAAUAUGGCAACUAGCUGGUAGCUGCAAACGGAUUGUGAAUGGAUAAAAAGACUUUCAGUAUCUGAGUUACUGGUGUGGAUUUAAUCUUUAAAGACCACAGAAAGUCACCAAGUUCCAGAUUUACUAGAAAACAUUCUGUAAGAGCUACAAAGGCAUGGGUAGCAUCAUAAGAAUAGCACAAUAAAGGGCUUUCAGAGGAAAAAACAAGGAAGCGGCUACAAUUUCUGUUUAAAAAGAUAUUUAACUUUGAAUUACACGUAUCUCUUUUUGUUCUAUGCAACGUCAGUCUCAGAGGGUUCUCUACGAGCCGUUGCACCAUUCCAGGGUCACUAUCCAUGUCUUCAUAGACCUGACCCCACAACCUUACACUAAGCUUUUCUAGCGAGCUUGAACUUGGGUGACUUGUCAAGGACUUAAAAGGUUAAAUGCAAUCCGUGAAUCCAAUAUUGAAUGCCUUAUAUCCAUUUUUAAUCCAUUAUCAACUAUUUUUUGCUGCAAGCUUGAAUGCCAAUGGCCAUAUUUUCUUUGUGAGCUGCUGUCAACCAAUGGCAGGCUGUUCGUCAUCACAUCAUGCUGUUUCAAUGUGCAUGCUUAAACACAUUAUUCAUUAUAGAGGCUGCCUGAAUAGAGCAUAAUGAAGAGGAAGAUGGAUAGAGAGCCUGUGUCAUUGUUAUUCAGUUGAUCACAAUAAUCAGCAGGAAAAUAAGUUUAGGAGCCACAGAGAAGUUGUAUAUUACUAUUCUGUUUAUUCUAAGCUAACCGUAGGGUUAAAAUAAUGUGGGCAGCACAGUCCAGAAGCUUUACCGUUAUCAGAUUGGUCCUCGGUAUCUGCCAAAACCCAACACUCUGGUACACUCUGGUAUUGGAAUAUGGAAAGAGAAACUGGUAUUGGAACAUCUCUAACUCGUUGUCGUCAUCUCAUCAAGAUCAAAGAUGUGACUGAGGUGUUACAUGUGGAUAAGUGUAGAAGCAGAUGAGCUUUGUGCCCUUUCAGGGAAUGAAGGGAUGCCGUGUAGAGGCAGGAUAUGGGUGGUGCUCGGGUGGAAGAAUGUCCUGUUGGGACAACAUUACCCCUCAAUGUGCAGGGUGGCACAGAGGACCAGACUUGGAGUGGAAAACUGGCCCUGAACACAACCUAAUCCGAAAAAGCCCUGUAAUGCCCACCUCUGCUCGUGUCCCUCUCUAGAGGACUGGCAUUGAUGCGCCUGCUAAACUCAAUUAGCAAAUGACAGCUGAGAAAGCUGCUCCAAUUGUGCCAAAAAAGGACAGAAAUUGAAACAAGAUUGGAGCGGCUCUUCAGCCACACUUUUAGCCACUGACUCUCCUUCCAUCCAAUGAUGUUAAUUAAGAGAGUUAUGAAACAUUUGUGUCUGGGACAGUCUGUAGCAGUUCCUGUAUCACUGUGCAAAUCGUAUUCUAGCUGAACAGUUCAAACUUACUUAGUGAGACAAAUGUCCUUCAUGUUUGACCUCACAGAAGAAGCAUCUCCUGUUUUUUCUGUAUGAAUCUGAAGCUCCUGUAGUGAAACAGGGCCAGUCACUGUGAUUUAGCUGUUAAUAAGUUCAUCAUCAGCAUGUUGUAGUUUACCAAACAUGGUACUAGAACUGUUUCCUUCAGCCUAAACCAGCUUAAAUCUCCACGUUACUCUCACCUGUGCUAUUUUCUUUUGCUCAUUCUACAAUCACUCUCUGAUGCUGGACCUCUUUAAAGUUUCUGUCCUCAGGUAAAUGCAGCGGACACUGUUAGGAGUCAGAUUAAAUAUAUAAAUAUAUAUAUAAAUAAAUAUGCUAUAUCAACUCA
Molecule: messenger RNA, 5098 nt
Organism: Cheilinus undulatus (humphead wrasse)
Lineage: Eukaryota; Metazoa; Chordata; Actinopteri; Labriformes; Labridae
Gene: lclat1
Product: lysocardiolipin acyltransferase 1
Exons: 6
Coding region: 592-1749 (385 amino acids)
Cellular component (GO): endomembrane system
Molecular function (GO): acyltransferase activity
Source: RefSeq, a predicted model, not a curated record